This is a messenger RNA of Theobroma umbraticum, 1014 nucleotides long. Its product is annotated as endochitinase EP3-like. The record is from RefSeq and is a predicted model, not a curated record. Gene Ontology annotation, biological process: carbohydrate metabolic process; cell wall macromolecule catabolic process; chitin catabolic process. Gene Ontology annotation, molecular function: chitinase activity; chitin binding. Lineage: Eukaryota; Viridiplantae; Streptophyta; Magnoliopsida; Malvales; Malvaceae.
AGCAAAUUUCCACAUCAAAUUCAACAUCCAGCAAAAUGGUGACCCUGACUAUGAAGCAAAGCCUUAUAGCUAUUCUCCUAGCAGGAAUUCUUGCUGGAGCCGUGCCUGGAAAGGUCAAGGCUCAGUGUGGUAAUACUUGUUCGGCAACUGAAUGUUGCAGUCGAUUUGGUUUUUGCGGAACAGGUUCGGAUUUCUGCGGCGUGAACUGCCGAGGAGGUCCUUGUGUUAACAAUGGUGUUUCAAUAGCUGACAUCGUGACACCUGAAUUCUUUAAUGGGAUAUUGAAUCAGGCAGCCGCGAGUUGUGUAGGGAGAAACUUUUACUCCAGAGGAACAUUUCUUGAUGCUCUCAAUUCAUUUACUCAGUUUGCAAGGACUGGCUCAGUUGAGGAGUCUAGGCGUGAGAUUGCUGCUUUCUUUGCACAUGCUAGCCAUGAGACUGGACGUUUUUGCAGCAUAGAAGAGGACGGUGGCGCCUCUAAGGACUACUGCGAUGAGACCAGAACAGACUAUCCAUGCAACCCAAACAAAGGUUACUAUGGCCGUGGACCACUGCAACUAUCAUGGAAUUACAAUUACGGACCAGCUGGCAAUGACAUUGGGUUCGAUGGGUUAGGCGCACCAGAAACCGUGGCCAACGACCCUCUUAUCUCGUUCAAGGCCGCCGUGUGGUAUUGGAUGAACAAUGUCGCAGGAGUCAUGAACCAAGGGUUCGGGGCAACUAUUCGAGCCAUUAACGGUGAUCUUGAGUGUGAUGGUAAAGAGCCGGCUAAAGUGCAGUCUCGGAUUAACUUAUUCACAGACUAUUGCAACCAACUUGGCGUUGCUCCCGGCGGUAACCUCAGUUGCUAGAAUUCAUACUAAACUAGCAGCAGUUUCCCCAAUGUUCCAGUCACUUGUACUUUUGUUUUAAUUUGCUCUGAUUCGUAGGUGUACCGCGGGAUUAAUUUGAUGCAACCUUAAAAGGAAAUAAAUAUAAUAAUAUAAAUAAUGAUUAUUUGUAUUUUAACGAUAA